This is a messenger RNA of Mercenaria mercenaria, 2607 nucleotides long. RefSeq lists its product as uncharacterized. The transcript has 2 exons. Lineage: Eukaryota; Metazoa; Mollusca; Bivalvia; Venerida; Veneridae. The coding region runs from base 451 to 1044 and encodes 197 amino acids. The record is from RefSeq and is a predicted model, not a curated record.
ACGCGUAAGUGUAAAUCUAAACACAAAUAAAUAAAAACGUAACACAUACUAUUAUGAUAAUGUGUAAGAUUAUUGUACUAAAUUACGAACUAUUUUCUAAAUGUCAAAAUCAGUUUGAAAAACAGUAGCUUAUACACAUGUUAAAUGUAAAUAAUUUGCAUAUAGAAUCAGAGUUAAUAUAGGAAUUUUGAUUUUUCUAUUAGUGGAAUAUAUUAAAACGAUGAACAAAUAGACUGACUGAUUAAAGCUUAUGAAUAUUUGAUUAUGGAAAUGGUGUGAUUGUAUAUCGGAUGUCCUAUGUGAAGGAAAAAUCGAAAUACAAUCAAGGAUAGGACUCAAACGUGUAAAACUUAUGUUUGAAUUAGUAUUGCAUUACCGUAGGAAGCAUUAUUAGUACGUUCAGAAAAAUAUAGUAUAUACUAGAUUAGGGUCACCGCGAGUUGGACAAAAAUGACGGAUUUACAAAGAAACACCGGAAGUCCAGUCUCAGUUACUGUUUCGAGAGCAAGAAGUCCAGCGUACGGAAGCUGUACAAAAGGGAAGGAAUGUCUUCGAGCACAAGCAAGAACAAGAAGUACAGAACAGGGAUACAGACGCGCUGUUUCUCCAGGAAAUGGUUUACUAGGUAAUGACCUUUCCAAAACGACAAAUUCAAGCUACCGGUCAAGGUCAUUUGAAAGACGAGGAAGUGGAAGGUCGGGGAUUCCGUCCAUCACUGUAACGGGAGUUAACCCUAGCUCAGAUUUUACCGGUCAGCAAUCAUAUAGGAACGACAACUCUGAAACAGUAUUUAGCAUAGCUCGAAGUAGAAGUCCUUCCCCUUUUGACUGGAUUGAGCGAGAAAAAUUGCCAUGCGGUUCGCCAACUUUUGAAAGAGUGAAAAAUGACAUGCUUUCCGAUUCAGAAAGUUCACCCCGAAACUCAGACACAGAAAGCAUUGAAUCUCAACGAACACAGACCAAGAAGAAAACAUCAAAAAUCAAAUCAAACACCUAUCAAAAGAAUUCUUAUCAAAACAAGUAUAGAAAUAAGUUCAAGUACUAAUGCGGACUUAAGCUGCAAGAAUGAUAAAUCUGAAGUUAUUUCAAGCAAAACUUUAAGUAGGAGUUAUUUCCCCUUUGACAGACAAUAUGUUAUAUAUGGGGCGUACUUUUCCGGUUUUUUGUUGUUUUUUACUUUUCAACUGAAAGCUCAUGUGUAUGUAUAUUACAGUUCAUAUUACUUCAGUGAAUAUAAGGCUAAGCAGGCUUUCGGUUGAUUGUACCACAAUUAUUACAAAGAUGAAGGAGAGAAGUCAUGAUAAUGCAGACGUGAUAUUACGCUUAGCAGAUGAUGAUAUGAUGACUGAGCGAUGAUACGGCAGCACGAUGUUACUUCGCAUCUUCGUCAUCGUUCCAUCAUCUAUCCUCUAUCGUGCCGUCAUAUCAUCCCGAUGUCGUGUCAUCACUAUCGUUUCAUCGUAAUGUUGGUGCAUCGCUUUUAUCUUGAUGCGACAACGAUGACCCAAAGGAUGACGUGUUAUUGCCUCUGUCUGACGUCCGCAACCAACGACACAAAAGAAAAUAACGGAGAUAUCGUGGAUUCAAGCAUUAAGUGAUAUUUUUUGUCCGGGUGUAUACGCAUGCCAGACAGGACGGCGAAAAUACCGCAGGGUUAGUGCCACUGCUGUCGUGUAUGGCGCAUGGCGAUGCCAUGACAGUACAAUGACAUGAUGGUAAUGAAGCGAUGCUGGAGAACAAAAUAACAAAGUCACAGUUUUACAUCAAAUCACAUUAGGUACACCCGAUACUACGACAGAACGAUGUCACAAUGGUGAUGACAGUACAGCAUGAUGAAGAAGACCCUGUCGGUUUCGCGUCAGUUACAUGCUAUACCACGACAUUACGAUGGCUAUAACACGACAGCAUGAUGACAAACACGCACUGUUACGUUGCGUCUUCGCAAUAGCGCUGUCGCCCCAGAGUGACCGAUCAAAGGCACUUUGACGUAGAUACGCCCUAAUAUCACGUCAUUACUAUCGUACAGUUGUAUAAUCCCGUCUUCGCCACCGUGUUUUCGUUCAGUCACCAUUACGGCUUCGCUUCAUCACCAUUGUUCUAUCAAACUGUCAUGUUUUACCAGCAUUUUCUCGUACUGCCGUAUCGCGAUUACCUGAUGCAACAGCGAUAGCUCAAUUACCCUAACAGGACACCAUACCCUCGCAUUUUACGUUCCAAACUAUGGAACUAUCUGAGAUGUUCUGAAACUGGCUGUGUCUACAAAGUUUGUGUCUUCAUUUUUUUAUUGGUUAGUUUAUACAUAAUUUAUUUUGGGUCGAUUAUGUUAAUCACUCUCGACACCUCAUUCCUGAUGGAAUUCAUCGCCACGAGGGUAUGAGAGAAGAGAACCCAGUUUUCCUUUCAAUGCUGAGCGUCAAGCAAAGUGGUUACUGGUACCAUUUUUCACGUCUUUGGUAUGACGUGGCCGGAAUCGAACCCACGACCUCCACACUCGAAGCGGACGCUCUACCACUAGGCUAGCGGAUGGUUUUUAUUUGUUGUUAUGUGUGAUACUGCAAUAUUUUACAGUCUGCAUGAGUGUUUUUAUUAUUUUGUAAUAAAUACAGCG